This is a messenger RNA of Atta colombica, 1496 nucleotides long. RefSeq names its product probable DNA-directed RNA polymerase III subunit RPC6 (gene Polr3F). The record is from RefSeq and is a predicted model, not a curated record. Gene Ontology annotation, cellular component: RNA polymerase III complex. The transcript has 5 exons. Lineage: Eukaryota; Metazoa; Arthropoda; Insecta; Hymenoptera; Formicidae. Bases 210 to 1130 code for a protein of 306 amino acids. Gene Ontology annotation, biological process: transcription by RNA polymerase III.
CGAUGAUACCAGCAUAUCAGGAGUUUGGUUAGGAAUCCCUGCCGGUCAAGCCAAAAACAACUAAAAAACGGACUAAAAUUCGUGGACGGAACAUACAAGCUUGCAUGUAAAUUGACGUGAAUAAUACUGACGUUACGAAAAUUGUAUUUAAGAAAACAGAAAGAAUCUUUAGCAUAAUACGAUAAAACCAUUUUUAAUCAUUUCAUAUAAUGGAAGUAGAACAGAACGCAAGUACCAGUAGUACCACGAAACACGAAGGGCCUGAAACAAUUGAGCAAAAAAUAAUUGCUCUUGCACGAGAAAAACCUAAAGGUAUUUCGGACAAAGAUUUAGCUGCUUCGAUACCUGAUUUACAACCAGCUCAACGAGCUAAAAUUAUAAAUAAACUUCUAUCUCAAGGGUACUUUGAGCUUUUUAAGCAAGCAAACUCAUUGUAUUAUCGUUUGAAAGAUCCAACAAAACUUGCUAAGUGCACUGACAAUGAAGAAAAAAUAGUAUAUAAAAUUAUUGAAGAAGCAGGAAAUAAGGGAAUAUGGAUUCGAGAUAUAAAAAUUAAAUCUAAUUUGAUGAAUAAACCAUUAGAAAAAAUUUUGAAAAGUCUAGAAACUAAUAAGUAUAUCAAAGUUGUUAAACCUGUAGCAGCCAGUAAGAAAAAAGUGUAUAUGCUGUAUAAUUUAGAACCAGAUGAAUCUGUAACAGGUGGUGCCUGGUAUCAAGAUCAAGAUUUUGAAACAGAAUUUGUUGAUGUAUUGAAUCAACAAUGCUAUCGAUUUUUGGAGCAAAAAAGAGAAAAGACAAAAAAUUAUAACACUGGACCUAUUGCUGCAAGAAAUAUGACGUAUGUUUCAUCUAAGGAUGUGUUGAAAUAUAUUUCGGAUUUAGGAAUAAGUAAGGUGAAAUUAACUGUAACUAAUAUAGAAGUGAUUUUAAAUACGUUAAUUUGUGAUGGUAAAGUUGAACGGACGCUCACAAAUGAUGGAAGUCAUUUAUACAGAGCGGUUCAACCUUUGUUAAACUCAAUGGGAUUGGUUAAAACCCCUUGUGGUUUAUGCCCAGUAAGAAAACAAUGCAGUGAUGAAGGAUCUGUUACACCUAUCAAAUGUCACUAUAUUAAAGAUUGGCUAGAAUAGAGAACUAUAUUUUCAAAAUAUUUAGAGCGUGAAAACAGGAUACAUCCGAUAUAUAAGCAAAUUCAUCAAAUUAUCCAAUUCCUCGCCAGUGAAGAGAGUGUGCUUAAUUGUGUCGCUUUAUUAUUUUGGAAGAGAGGUCUGGAAAUUCGAGGUCGGAACGACUUUAGAUAACGGAGGACAUCCAAAUGAGAAAUUCAAAUGUAUCCAAGAGAAACAUAUCUGAGCAACUUUUGUUUUUUUUGAAGACGAUAAAAUAAUCAAGUGUAAAGUAUCAUGUCAGAUAAAAGUAAUCAGAUGUAAUAUUAUAGAAAUUUGAAUAGGGCUACAUCAAUCUUUUUUCUGUAAUAUUAAGAUCUCUCGCACACU